UUUAAUGCUAACGUCAGGGCUUUUGGAGAUAAACACGUCGCGCUGCUGACAGAAGGGUACCAAAAUGCCUCUGCGCUACCAAAACAAAGUGGUUAUUGUCACUGGAGGAUCCAAAGGGAUUGGUAGAGGGAUUGUCAAAGCCUUUGUGGAAAAUGGAGCCAAGGUGGUGUUUUGUGCAAGAGGAGUUGCAGCAGGUGAAGCCCAAGAAGCAGAGUUCAACACGCAGGGACCAGGUUCAUGCAAGUUUGUGAAGUGUGACAUGACCAAGGAAGAGGAGAUCAAGCAAUUAAUCACAGCCACCGUGGAGCUUUAUGGACACAUCGACUGUUUGGUGAACAACGCAGGCUGGCACCCUCCUCACAAACCGACUGAUGAAAUCACGGCAGAGGAGUUCAGGGAUCUCCUGAAUCUGAACAUCAUCAGCUACUUCCUAGCUUCCAAACUUGCAUUACCAUAUCUACGUCAGCGUCAGGGAAACAUCAUUAAUGUCUCCAGUCUAGUAGCCACCAUAGGUCAGAAAGAUGCUGCACCUUAUGUUGCAACCAAAGGGGCAAUCAUUUCCAUGACAAAGGCUAUGGCUGUGGAUGAGAGUGGUCACAAUGUGAGAGUAAACUGCAUCUCUCCAGGGAACGUGCUGACUCCUCUGUGGGAAGAACUUGCAGCAGACGGCCCGGAAGCUACCAUCCGGGCGGGGGAAAAUGCGCAGCUGAUGGGUCGGAUGGGGACGGAGGCCGAAUGUGGACUUGCUGCUGUGUUUCUGGCUGCAGACGCUUCGUUUUGCACAGGCAUCGACCUGCUGCUCAGUGGAGGAGCUGAACUCAAUUAUGGCUUCAAGAGUCAGAUCCCAACCUGAGGGUCUGU
Molecule: messenger RNA, 861 nt
Organism: Cyprinodon tularosa
Lineage: Eukaryota; Metazoa; Chordata; Actinopteri; Cyprinodontiformes; Cyprinodontidae
Gene: hsd17b14
Product: hydroxysteroid (17-beta) dehydrogenase 14
Biological process (GO): steroid catabolic process
Cellular component (GO): cytosol
Molecular function (GO): estradiol 17-beta-dehydrogenase [NAD(P)+] activity
Source: RefSeq, a predicted model, not a curated record